AAUGUUUAGUUACUCCGUAAAACUACAUUUCCCCAACAGCCUUGUAGGUUGUAAUAGACGCGAAGGAUUGUGGAGCUUGUAGGUUGAAAAUAUCGGUUUAAAACUCAAACUCCCAGAAUGCCCCUAUGCCUGGCUCCAUUACGCUGUUCAUGGCGUGUGAUCGAAGGCUGAAGAGACAGGUCGCCUUCUGACGAACAGAUAGGCCGUUGACUUUAACGGUUGUGUGUUGACUGUCUCAGUGAGACACAAUGGAGGUGGACAGUGUCAAAGUGGAAGACGAGAGACGGUUGACCCUGCUGAGGUUCGAGGCUGCCGUCAAAGUGAUCAAGAGUUUAGCCCCAGAUGGUCCCUUUCAGCCCUCCAACGACAUGAUGCUCAAGUUCUACAGUUACUAUAAACAAGCCACUGUGGGAACGUGCAAUAUACCCCGACCUGGCUUCUGGGAUGCAGUUGGCAAAGCAAAAUGGGAUGCGUGGAAUUCUCUUGGAGAUAUGCCAAAAGAAGAAGCGAUGGCAGCCUAUGUUGAUGAAAUGAAGCUGAUUCUGGAGGGUAUGCCUGUGACAGACGAGGUGGAGGAGCUCUUACGCGUCCUCGGGCCGUUCUACGAGCUGAUUGAUGAGAAGAAAAAGAUCACGCAGAUCUCCGACCUGAGCACAGCCCGUUUGACACAGUUUGCUAGGCAACUGGAAGGGUUUGGUUCAGUGUUGAAUUCAAUGCCAUCAAAGAGCAUCGCAAAGAGCAUCGCCAGAACGAUGGAAAUGAACGGCUCUCUGGAGACUCGUCCGGCCAGGCUCAAAUCAAAGGAAGUGAAUGAAAAGCCAGAGGAAGAAACACAAGAUGAGGAGGAGGAGGAGGAAGAAGAUGACGAAGAGCAAGAAGUAGUGAUACGGGACGUCAAAAACGACAAGAAAUCAGCAGCUUCACAGCCAAAAAAGAAGGGUUCAGCCAGGAGACACAAAGCGCCCCUGUCCAAUGGCAAAGUGGCCAACGGGGUCACCCAUCUGACCAAUGGGAGUCAUUCCAGGGCUGCCCUGAACAGUGACAACUCCGAGGAGGGCUCAGUCGGACAGCCUCUGCUCAACGGUCACCACACAGAUCCCAGCAAAGAUGUGUCUGGUCCCAGCCACCUGGCCAGUGACUCGGACAGUGAAGUCUACUGCGAUUCUGUGGACCAGUUUGGCCAGGAAGAGAGCUCGGAGCAUAACCGGUCUUCGGACGACCCGGAUGAAGAUGAGAACCUCGUCCUGCUGCCUCUAGAGGAGCGCCAGGAGGAUGUCAACGGUGAGGUGCAGGUCAUCAGGUUUGGAGGUGAAGACGGAGAGAGCGGUGGAACAAUGCCGCAGAGACUGAAUGCAGAUAUGUCGGACAGCUCUUUGGUCAGAAGAGAAAGGGGCACCAGGUCUCCAGGCCACGGUUCCGAAUCUCUGAUGCCCAUGUCCGGUGGUGGAGACGGGGACGGGGACCACUGGGGGAGAGCUGGAACACCUGGGGGCAGCCUGAAUGAGCAGAUAGUCGUGGUGUUGGCGAGACUACAGGAGGACAUGCAGAGUGUUCUGGAGAGGCUUCACACCCUAGAGGCUCUGUCUGCUAGCCAGGCAAAAUCAAUGUCUCUGUCUCCAACCUUUGGAUCAACCCCGGUGGAAAAGAAGCGUCGGAAACCAUCCUGGUGGCCUUUUGAUAUUUCCCCGACCACUUUGGCCUUUGCUGUCAUAUGGCCAUUUGUGGUACAGUGGCUUAUUCGCUUACAUCUGCAGAGGAGGAGAAGACGAAUCAACUGAACCUGCUCUCCCCCAAACACCCGUGGACACGGACGAUAAAGAGGAGUCGUCCAAAUGUCUCUGGUUGCUAAUGGCUGUAACUCCCCCUGCUUAGACCCACAGCCCAGUAAUUUGCUUUUGCACUAUGAAGAAGGCACCUAGAGUAAUGAGUGAGAGCAAUAUAUCUCUCAAGUGUGUUGUACUGUGGAUGUGGAAUCAUGUAGAACCAUGAAUGUAUGGGCUCACAGUCAGUGAUUAUAUAAGCUUUUCAAGAUGAUGCCACUCUACUGGAAUUUUUGUUUUGAGAGGGGGAACUUACAGGUAUGAUGUUGUCAGCCUGUUUAUAAACCAGCUACAGCAGCUUGUCAAUUAUUUCCAUAACUAAGGCUGCGUUGCACAUAAAAUGGCCCAAUUCUUUGUUGUUUUAAGCAUAACGCAUAACGAUGUGGUUAUACAUUUUAAAAUUGUUGUUUUCAUUAGUUGCCCAGAAAAUGCUGCUAUAAUAACAAAAUGUAAUAACUGUAGUUUUAGAAGGGAGGAUUGAAUGUAAAAAUGUAUUGAUAUGUGAGAUUUCAUUUAAAUUCUGAUAAUUUAAUAUUUAUUGCUUUCAGCGAGUUAUAAGGAAGACAUUGCUGGGCUGAUCUCAGCUGUAUAAAUGAGGUAUAUGUUAAAAGUAGCCGCUAAAUUUUGUGCAUCUGUUAGGCAAAGUUGUCCAAACUGUUUCCAUCAGCUGUCCUGCCGCAUAUCAGACUGUCCUUUUAUGUCAAAGUGGUCUCAACUUCAAAUAGAAAAGGUGCCUCAACAUCAUAAGGUACACUCAUAAUGUACAGGUACACUCAUAAUGGUUAUUCUUACAUUUACAUACUGUAGCAUAAGAGUUCCAGUGCAGGACCAAACUAACAUUCAUCACACUACCUAUGUAGUGAGAAUAUCUAACUGUCUCAGUGACCACUCAGCUGUCUGAUUGUUAGUACAUAACACUUGUCACUGUCUUUUGUUUACGCUGUCAAGUUUUUCUAUUUUGUCUAAUUUUAAUGUGAUGUUUGUACGAAUAUGAUGGAAAGAUUUUGUGCGAGCAAUGGUAAUCAUGAAUUGUUUUCAGAGCAGAUCUAUGUAAAUUGUAUACAAUAGCUGUACAGUUCAGAUUAAAAUGCAGUAUUUUAAUUGCAUUCCUAUGUAUUAUUAAUAUAGAAUAAUAUAUCAUUUACAAAGGGUUGCAUCUGCAAUAGUACUAAUCUUUCCAGAGGCACUAUGUUUUAAUAAAAAAAUAAAGUAGUUUACCUUUCUACUGACAUGUGCUAAUGCUUUCUCACCCUCCCUGCCUGUGGACAGAGGGGUGUUUGCAUGUAAUAAUCCAAACCUAAAAUAAAGUUUUCAUAAAGCA
Etheostoma cragini (Arkansas darter) is the source of this 3141-nucleotide messenger RNA. It is a transcript of the gene acbd5a, whose product is annotated as acyl-CoA binding domain containing 5a. Gene Ontology annotation, biological process: fatty acid metabolic process; autophagy of peroxisome. The transcript is spliced from 14 exons. Gene Ontology annotation, cellular component: peroxisome. Lineage: Eukaryota; Metazoa; Chordata; Actinopteri; Perciformes; Percidae. Bases 249 to 1778 code for a protein of 509 amino acids. The record is from RefSeq and is a predicted model, not a curated record. Gene Ontology annotation, molecular function: fatty-acyl-CoA binding.